Molecule: messenger RNA, 1557 nt
Organism: Hansenula ciferrii
Lineage: Eukaryota; Fungi; Ascomycota; Saccharomycetes; Phaffomycetales; Wickerhamomycetaceae
Exons: 1
Coding region: 1-1557 (518 amino acids)
Source: RefSeq, a predicted model, not a curated record
AUGGUGUUAAACCCAGAAUUUGCACAUAAUACUCAUCAAAAUCAACAUCAAAAUCUUCAAGAAGAUUUGAUCCAAUCUAAACAUGAACAACUUACAGUGAAUCAAUUUAUUAAACAAACAAAUAAAUCCCUCCAAUUACCUAAAUUCACAGAGACAAAGAAAAAAUCCAUCCCACUUACACCUGAACAUAUUCAAAUUGGUUCACAAAUUAGAAAUAUAUUAAAUAAAGAAAAUAAUUUUGAUGAAUUAUUAUCAAUAAUCACUAAAAUCUCAGAUUCUAGAAGUUAUCAUAUCAUACUUGAAGGUUUACAACGUGAAGAAAUAACAGUUUUAAUUACAUCAUUAGUUGAUGGUCAAGAGGAAAAAAUUUAUCAAUAUAAUGAUUCUAAAAUAACACUUGAUUUAAAUAAUAAAUAUGAAAAUAUGGAAGGUCUUUAUGCUUCAUCAUAUACAAUUUCAAAAUUUUAUUUAGGUUUAUUAGCAACAAAUUUUGAAUUAUCAAUAACUGAAAUUUUUUCCUUAUUAAAAUUAGAAUCAAAUAAUUAUAGAUAUGAUCGUGCUGCAGAAUUAAUACAAUAUCUUGAUAGGAAAUCAAAAUCUAAAAAUUCCAUCAAGACUUCUAAAUAUUGGAAUUAUAAAUUAAAAGUUCUUGGGAAUGCAAAUCCUGGGUUUUGGACUGUUUUAAAUAAAGAUCGUAAUAAAGUUAGAUUAUCCAAAAGAGCUUUGAAACAAGAUUUUGAAAAAAUGUUAAGUUUUGGUGUAUUAAUGAAUCAAUUAUCUCAAGAGAUUGGUUAUAUAGUACCGAAUUUAGAAACUCAUGGAUUGAUUAUAGCAAGUGCUGGUAGAGAUAAUCAAUUGGAAUUAGUGGAAAAUCAAAUAUUAAAUCUUUGGGGUAUUGGUAUUGAUAAUAUUGAUUCUAAAAAUUUAGUUGAUUCAAAUUCUUUAAUUUAUCCAGAUUAUAAUUUAUUAAAAAGUAUAAUUGCUGCAUUUGCUGUUAAUAAUGAAUUUGAAAUUGCUAUAAAAUAUAUUACAAAUUUCCAAUCAGUUUAUAACAUUGAUUUAUCCAAAAAAUUAUUUUGGAAAGAAUUAUUUAAUUGGGCUGAAGCAACAUUAAGUAAAGAUGAUGAAAGUUAUAAAACCACUAUGGAAUCAAUUUGGAAAUUAAUGGAAACAAAUUCACCAAAUUUCAAUGUUGUUAUGGUUCAAAAAAGAUCACAAUUUUUGGAAGAACAAGGAAGAUUAAACGAUUUAAUUGAAUUAAUCUUACAUAGUAAAAAAGAAAUUUCUAAAUUUUAUGAACCAUUAAAAUUAGAAAAGGGUAAAAUAUUAUUGAAAGAAAUUUAUCAAAAAAUUUGUGUUAUGACAUUAGCAGAAACUAAAGAAGAAUCAAUUGAUUUAAUUAAAUUAUCCAAAACUAUAUCAUUAGAUAAAUCUUCUCGUGAUCAAUUAAGUGAAAUCUAUAAACUGGAGUUAAGUAAAGCAUUAGAAAAUCGUAGAAGAUUUGAACAAUUACAAGAAGAAUAUGAUGAAGAGGAUGAUGAGAAUUCAUUAUGGUGA